Molecule: messenger RNA, 1397 nt
Organism: Bombina bombina (fire-bellied toad)
Lineage: Eukaryota; Metazoa; Chordata; Amphibia; Anura; Bombinatoridae
Gene: CRYZL1
Product: crystallin zeta like 1
Exons: 14
Coding region: 91-1158 (355 amino acids)
Molecular function (GO): oxidoreductase activity
Source: RefSeq, a predicted model, not a curated record
CCAGCUUUUGCUUUCACUGUUCUGCACCACAACAAGGAAGAAUUUCUCAUUCAUUCUGCUGCGGAGGGAGGCACAGUCAGUAAGGUCAUUAUGAAAGGUUUAUAUUAUCAGCUGAACAUGCCGGAUGGUGACGAAACCUUUGUAUUUCAAGAAAAGGAAUGUAGUGAAGCUCCCAGUGAAUAUCACGUGAAGCUGCAAGUAAAGGCUUGUGCUCUGACUUUCAUCAAUCCAAAGCUGGUAUCAGAUAUUAAGAUGGAACAGGAGUUUAUGCCAGUGGGAAGGGAAGUGUCUGGAAUAAUUACUGAAGUUGGAUCCAAGGUAACCUUCUUUCAACCAGAUGAUGAGGUGGUAGGAAUUCUACCACUUGAUUCACAAGAGUCUGGACUCUGCGAAGUGCUCUGGGUUCAUGAGCAUUAUCUGGUUCCCAAACCAGAAAAAGUCAGCUGGGUGGAAUCUGCCGGCACCAUUAGAGACGGAUUAUGUGCUUACACAGCUCUACAUUUCCUUGCACACCUUGGUUCUGGAAAAUCCGUGCUUGUGUUGGAUGGAGCAAGUCCAAUUGGCACACUGGCCGUUCAGCUAUCCCAUCACACUGGAGCCACCGUGAUAGCUACAGCACACAAUGAACAAGAUAAACAGUACCUAGAAAAUCUCAGGCCAACUGUAGGUAUUCGACAGCCUGUUGUGGCUCGUGUUAUAGAUAUGUCUAAAGGGAACACUGACCUAGCAGAAAGCUGUUUAGAGGAAACUGGAGGUCUGGGCGUUGACAUCGUUCUGGAUGCUGGAGUUAGAUUAUACAACCAGGAUAUUUCUAUAACUGAACAUCAGUUGCUUCCGCACAAACAUGAUAUUAUUACACUUCUCUCCAUUGGAAGCCACUGGGUGACCAGGGAAGAAAAUCUACAGCUGGAUCCUCCAGACAGUCAUUUACUUUUUCUUAAGGGUGCAUCAAUUUCUUUUCUUAAUGACGAAAUGUGGAAUUUGUCAAAUGCACAACAAGGGAAGUAUCUCCAUAUUCUAAAGGAUGUCAUGGAAAAGCUGUCUACUGGAAUAUUCAGGCCUCAGUUGGAUGAACCUGUUCCAUUGUACGAAGCCAAAGUUGUCAUGGAAAUGGUUCAGAAGAAAGAAACGAGAAAGAGACAAGUUGUUCAAUUGUGAGGUCUGGAUUGAAUGUAAUAUUCUACUCUCUUAGAGAUGUAAUUCCAGACAGCACAUAUUUGUUAAUGGUCAUGGUGACAGAUUUUAUUGAGAGCUGAAAAGGAAUUAUUACUUAUCAGAAUGACGUGUUUUCAGCCAGAGGUGACCUUUCCAGACCUACUCAGGCCAUCUAAUGGUAAUGAUGUCUUCCGUGAACUUAAUCUGUACAAAAUUAAAAUAAAGAUAUAUUAUUUGUGGUA